Messenger RNA from Eremomyces bilateralis CBS 781.70, 675 nucleotides. RefSeq lists its product as uncharacterized. The annotation marks the transcript as partial. The record is from RefSeq and is a predicted model, not a curated record. NCBI's taxonomy places the organism in Eukaryota, Fungi, Ascomycota, Dothideomycetes, Eremomycetales, Eremomycetaceae. The transcript has a single exon.
UCGACGCGGUCAUCUCACAUCAUAUCACGUUUGACAUCGGAAGUUGAAGGACUUCGUCGCAACCUGAAUUCUGUACAAGCGCGGCACGAUGAAUCACAGCGGAACUUAUCCACCGCCCGCCAGGUCAUCCAAUCGCUGCGGGCUGAGAAUGAGAAUCUGGUACACAUGAGAGAAACAGAGACAAAGAUGCUGGGACGGAGAGAUAGAAAGAUCGGGGAGAUGAAAGAGCAGCUGGAACAUGAAAUUGCACGACGCAUCAAAGCUGAGGAUGCCGUACAAGACCUAGGUACACAGCUCAACGAAACAAGGCAGAGUUCGCACAAGGAGGUCGCCGACGCCAAGGAAGCUCGCGCACAUGCUGAUGCACAGUAUGCUGCAGUCACCAGUGGCUUCGAUGGGUUGCGGCGUGAGGUAGAACGGCUCCGUCAAAGACUGGAGGAGGCGCGGGCUGAGAAUGCCAAGGAUGCCGAGAAGUUGGACAUGUUGGAGAUGGUCCAUGAGAUGCAGGCGACAGCCAUCCAACGACAUGAAGAGAUUGCAAAGAGAAUGGACAUGGUGGUGAAGAACUACGGACAAGCAUCCGACGUUUGUCAAGAGAAGAUGGAGGGGCUUGAGCUCAUCCAGCAGGAAAUGGAAGAAACUCGAGAUCGAAUGCGGUGGGUAAUGCGCGUGCAG